Daktulosphaira vitifoliae (grape phylloxera) is the source of this 1230-nucleotide messenger RNA. RefSeq lists its product as uncharacterized. The transcript is spliced from 7 exons. Bases 1 to 1140 code for a protein of 379 amino acids. The record is from RefSeq and is a predicted model, not a curated record. Lineage: Eukaryota; Metazoa; Arthropoda; Insecta; Hemiptera; Phylloxeridae.
AUGUCAUAUAUAUUAGGUAUUGACACAGAAUCAUCAUCAAGCAUUGAUUCGAAAAUUUGCAAUGUAGAGAACGGUGUUAAGUUGAAUGUAGCAGAAUUACAUGCUAUACAAACAGCAAAAAAACAUGCGGUUAGAAAUACCGUGUUGGAACAUUUAUCUGGAAGACACUUGAGUCAAUCAGUCUUAAAUUCUCGAGAAGUAUGCAUAGUUUUACUGGUGGGUCCAACAAAAACAAAAAAAAAGUAUUUUCUUGAAAAGAUAGCCGAAAUUGACCAACGGUUUUAUCGAGCUCAAAUUCAUACCACUAAGAAUUCGCCACCAGAUCUUGCAAAUGGUAUUUAUAAGACAGUUUCUCCAGAUAUAUUUAAUGAGAUGACUACAGACGGUGAUGACGAAAUCGAAAAAUGUGCUAAUGAAAAUAAAAUUUUGAUAGGAUUCACUAAUUUAGAGGGAGCACUUUGUUUGAAAAUGAGAGGUUUUAACGUAACAUUAAUUUUAGUAUUGCCAGAUAAUAAGAUUGCUUAUGAAGAUGCUCUUCGUCUUAGUCUGUGUACUAAGAAACAAUAUGUUGACAAAUUAAAAUUACCAAUUACUUCUGAAUUGUCACAUCACAUGUCUAGUAUUUCUAACCAAUCAAUAUUGUCCAAGAGUAAUAGUUUACUUACUAAAAAAGAAGAUUUGUAUAGUACUGAUAGUAAAAUGUCUUUUAAUUUGGAUAAUUCAAAAUUAGAUUCGUUUGUUAUCCACCAGUCGUUGAUACGAAAUGAAAAUGAAAAUUUAUACGAUGAGCUUGGCGAAUUGGAAAGUUUACCUCAAAGUCUAUUUCGAUCUGAAUAUGACUCUAACAUUACAGAAGAUGAUAGUUGGACAAAUGACAAUUCUUUCUCGGAUUUAAUCAGCGAAUGUCUUGAAAAUAUCAAUAUUUGUAAUGAUUUAUUUGAAAAAACAACAGAUAUAUUUCAUUCGAGGAUUUAUAACGAUGAUAACGAAAAAGCUUUAAAUGAAAUUUCUACUAUUAUGAAUGACAUUCUUUGGAAGUACGAAAAUAGUGAUGUAACAAUUGAUCAUAUACUUAACACUGAAUUUAUGUCAGAACACAUACAAAGACGUACCGACCAACUUUUAUCGAUGAUUCGUUAAAAGAGAAACAUAUGACAAUUUAAACAUGUCAACAAUUUUUACAUUUUUAAUUAAUUCAAUAUUAGUCUAUUGAUUUCGGAAAGCUGAAGA